This is a messenger RNA of Corylus avellana, 1063 nucleotides long. The record is from RefSeq and is a predicted model, not a curated record. Lineage: Eukaryota; Viridiplantae; Streptophyta; Magnoliopsida; Fagales; Betulaceae.
GAAAUUUUACAAUUUUUUCCCACCAAAAACGUUUCCCUCUUUUUUUCUCCCUCCCUCCCUCUUCCCCCAACCUUAGGCCUCCGCCCACCGCCAUCUACUGCCGCUAGCGAACGCCACCCACGCCACCACCGGCGACGCCCACCGAGUUGAAGAAGUGAAGUUGGCAACAGUUUCUGCAUCAAAUCGUAAAAACGAAAGCUAUUAUUGUCGGCUACAAUUUCUGCAUCAAAUCCUGAAGACUAAGUUGGGGUUUGUUUUUCGUUGAAUUGAAAUAUGUAUGGGAGAAAGGCUUGCCAACUGGUGAAAGAACUUGCAAGCGCUGAAAAGGGGCAGCUCACGCCUUGCAAUAGCGACCUGUUUGAUCAAGUGGCUGCUGAAUGUAGUCAACAUCACCUUGAGCUUCAGUCCUUGAUAAGGAAAAUCCAGGAAGAAGGAUUGGAUGUCCAAACAACUAGAAAUGCAGACCACUAUGGAGCCCUCAUCCACCACCUUUCUUUAGUUCGCAAUAAGCGGUGUCUAGUGGCAUACGUGUACAACAGAGCAGAAAUUAUACGAAGUUUGAUAUGGAAGGUAGGGCCUGUGCUUCCUCCAGAAAUUCAAGAGAAACUCAAUCACACAGAGGAAGAUUAUUUUAAGAAACUUUCUACUGCUUUGCAAGCAUACAUGUCGAGACUUGACCUUGAUUUGACUGUGGAUAUGGUGCCUCCCAAAGAUCCCUACAUUCAGGUGAGAGUUCUUGAUGAUAUUGGUGUGGUACUCAGUGAUGAUAAGACGACCAAUUUUGCUCGUCACUCAAUGCACUUCCUUAAACGAACGGAUGCUGAGCAAUUCAUCUCACGGGGUUUGAUGGAGGAGCUCACAGGCUGACUUAGCAACCUUAUUUUCUAUGUAGUCUUUUUCUUUAUAAAUAAAGUAGAAAUGUAGAUAAGAGAUGGGUUGUGUUUAAGCAUUGGUUAACUAUGAAGGUGCCCCUUUUAUUUUAAUUUUUCAUACGUUCCUUGACAAUCUUGCCUUGAUUAAUGGGGUUUUAUAAUUUUUAUUGCUUUCCGUACUGUGUACAUUU